UGGCAGUACCCUUCGCGGCCAAGUAGGCGGACCAGCUGGUAAGGAAAGUAGCAAGAGGAUGGAUAAUCAGAGCCAUAACAUUUUCUAAUUUUAGGAGGAUAAUUGUAGCAACACUAAUGCCUUUGUAUCAUGACUGGACUUAGUGCGGCUACUGUAAUUCAAGUAUAGCCUAUGCGUACGAGGAUGGCGUGGUGGAGGCUAGGUCACGGAAGCGAUUUGUCAAAUUAUGUAACUCAUUGACCAAAUACAUGUCAUCGUUGACGAGAGGUAGUUGAUGAUUGAUUGUUGAUUCCUUAAUUUCGUGGUUACUCGGGGAGAGCGUGCCGACAUGGUGAGCAGCUUUAUGAGCGCAUGAUGCCCUCUGCAAUUUACUUUGUAAUCGAAGAUGGCGGAGCUAGAUGGGGAGUUCUCAGAGCGCUCUCAGAACAGUAUGGCUAACAAGAAUAGCACCCUGCGUUGCACGUUUUCUGCUCCCACACAUAGCACCACCCUCCUACAAGGGUUGUCAGCCCUGCGGGAACAAGGACAAUUGCUCGACGUAGUUUUGGCCAUCAACGAGGAGCGCUUCCAGGUCCAUAAGGCAGUUCUCGCCUCCUGCAGUGACUACUUCAGGGCCAUGUUCACGGGCGGCAUGAAGGAAUCCAAGCAGGACACCAUCGAGCUGAAGGGCCUGUCGGCGCGUGGCCUGAAGCACAUCAUCGACUUUGCUUACAGCUCGGAGGUGACGCUGGACCUGGACUGCAUCCAGGACGUGCUGGGGGCCGCCGUCUUCCUGCAGAUGGAGCCGGUGGUGGAGCUGUGCGAGGAGUUCCUCAAGUCGGCCAUGAGCGUGGAGACCUGCCUCAACAUCGGCCAGAUGGCCACCACCUUCAGCCUGGCCUCGCUCAAGGAGUCGGUGGACGCCUUCACCUUCAGCCACUUCCUGCAGAUCGCCCAGGAGGAGGACUUCCUGCAUAUCCCCAUGGAGCGCCUCGUCUUCUUCCUGCAGAGCAACAAGCUGAAGAACUGCAAGGAGGUGGAGCUGUUCCAGGCGGCCAUCCGCUGGCUGCAGCAUGACGAGGGGCGUCGUGCGCGUGCCAGCGAAGUGCUGUGCCACGUGCGCUUCCCGCUCAUGCGCUCCACGGAGCUGGUGGACCACGUGCAGACGGUGGACAUCAUGGUGGAGGACGUGAGCUGCCGCCAGUACCUGCUGGAGGCCUUCAACUACCAGAUCCUGCCCUUCCGGCAGCACGAGAUGCAGUGCCCUCGCACCCUCAUCCGCUCCGACGCACUCUCGCUCAUCGCCUUCGGCGGCACCCCGUACACCGACAACGACCGCACCGUCAGUGGAAAGGUGUUCUUCCUCCCCGACGUCACGGCUCGUCAGUUUAAGGAGCUUGGUGAGAUGGAGGGGGGUGGUUGCAGCCACGCGUGCGUGGCGGUGCUGGAUAACUUCGUCUACGUGGUGGGCGGGCAGCACCUGCAGUACCGCAGUGGAGAGGGGGCGGUGGACGCCUGCUUCCGCUUCGACCCGCACCUCCGCACCUGGCUCCGCCUCCCCGCCAUGCAGGAGGGCCGCAUCCAGUUCCAGCUCAACGUGCUGCAGGGCCAGCUCUACGCCAGCGGGGGGCGCAACCGCUCCGGCAGCCUGGCCUCCGUGGAGCGCUACUGCCCCAAGAAGAACGAGUGGAGCUACGUGGAGUCGCUGAAGCGGCGCGUCUGGGGCCACGCCGGCGCCACCUGCGGGGACAAGCUGUACGUGUCGGGCGGCUACGGCGUCUCCGUGGAGGACAAGAAGACGCUGCACCGCUACGACCCCGCCGCCGACGCGUGGGACUUCAAGGCGGCCAUGAACGAGGCGCGCGUGCUGCACGCCAUGAUCUGCGUGGGCGAGCGCGUGUACGCGCUGGGGGGCCGCAUGGACCACAUGGACCGCUGCUUCGACGUGCUGGCGGUGGAGUACUACGCCCCCGAUGCUGACCAGUGGACCACGGUGAGCGCGCUCCGCACCGGCCAAUCGGAGGUGGGCUGCUGCCUCCUGGGUAACAAAAUCUACCUGGUGGGUGGGUACAACUGGCACCUGAACAACGUGACGAGCAUCGUGCAGGUGUAUAACACCGAGACCAACGAGUGGGAGCGAGAUCUGCAUUUUCCCGAGUCGUUUGCGGGAAUCGCGUGCACGCCCAUCAUCUUACCACAGACUACGACCCAACGAUGAGGUCACUGGGCCGAGUACACUGGAAAGGGAUCCAAGCAAAUACACUGACUGGCCACAAAAAGAGAAAAGGGAAUGCUUCACUGGGUCCUGUAUCCAAUUAGUAAAAAAGGAUACUCAUCAAAAAAACUUGGGCGUCCAA
Engraulis encrasicolus (European anchovy) is the source of this 2336-nucleotide messenger RNA. RefSeq names its product kelch-like family member 26 (gene klhl26). NCBI's taxonomy places the organism in Eukaryota, Metazoa, Chordata, Actinopteri, Clupeiformes, Engraulidae. The transcript has 6 exons. The coding region runs from base 386 to 2197 and encodes 603 amino acids. The record is from RefSeq and is a predicted model, not a curated record. Gene Ontology annotation, molecular function: protein binding.